Phoenix dactylifera (date palm) is the source of this 1678-nucleotide messenger RNA. The record is from RefSeq and is a predicted model, not a curated record. NCBI's taxonomy places the organism in Eukaryota, Viridiplantae, Streptophyta, Magnoliopsida, Arecales, Arecaceae.
UUCGAACGCGCGACAGGUAUCUUUUUUAUUUCAAGAAACAAGCCCACCGCCCUCGCCUGUCUCCUCCCGCCGCCCCUCCUCUCCGGUGACAGCGGCGACGACUCCCCUGCUGUUCUCGUCCUCCUCCUCCUCCUCCUCCUCCUCCUCCUGCAUCGCAUCCAGUCCUCUCCAUGGCCGGCGGCACAGCCUCGGGAACGGGGGAGGAGGACAAAGUCGACCACUACGCCGUCCUCGGCCUGUCCUCCGGCGAGGAGGGCGCCUCCCUAUCGCUCAAGCAGAUCGAGAAGGCUUACCGCGAGCAAUCCCGCCUCCGUCACCCGGACAAGCGCCCCGACGACCCCAACGCUACAGCCGACUUCCAGCGCCUUAAAUCCUCCUUCGAGCUCCUCAAGGACGAGUCCAGGCGCCGCGAAUUCGACGCCCGACUCCGCGCUCGCCGCGACCGCGCCCUCCGCGACUCCGCCCUCAGCGCAAAGCGCCGCAAGCUCGCCGCCGACCUCGACGAGAGGGAGCGCGCCGCGGCGGCGGCGGAGGAGGGGAAGGAGGAUGUCUUCGACCCGGCCGAGCAGGCCAAGCGCCGGGAGAAGGAGGUCGCGUCCCAGCUGAAGAGGGAAAAGGAAGCGUUCCAAGCCCGGAAGGCCUCCGAGAAGACCGGUCCCCCUUCCACUUCGACACCGGGGAAAGAGAAGGGAGAGGAGAAUGGUAGGACGGCAAUGUUGGAUAAGGAGAGGUUAUUGAAGGUCUCCUGGGAGAGGGAUUUGGGGGAUUAUAGUGCUGUCAAGCUGCGAGAGCUGUUUGAGAGGUUUGGAGCGGUUGAAGAUGUUGUGAUAAGGACAAAAGGAUCAAAAAAGAGAGGUUCUGCCAUUGUCGUCAUGUCUUCCAAAGAUGCUGCGGUAACGGCUACACACAGUAUGAGUGGCAGUCUCUCAAAUCCUUUGUUAGUUCUUCCUCUUCAAGCUGCUUCUAAUAGCUCUCCUGCAAGAUCUGCUGAACCAAUCAACCCAAAACUGGGCAACAUUGUUGGUGCUGGUUUUCAAGAUUAUGAGGCUUCUAUCAUGAAGAAACUUCAAAAGGCCAAUGAAAAGAGGAAAAACAUGUAAUAAUGUUAAGCAAGCCAACUUGGGAGAUCAUGAAAUGGUUUAGUUUUUCUUUGACAACUUAUACAUGAAGCAAGUUUCUACUCCAAUCUUUUGCGUGUAGUAUCAAGUUUAUGCCCCAGCAAUUGAUUUCAAUUUAGAUUAUCCUUCAUGAAGUAUAUGUAGUAUAAGAUCAUGUGCUUGCCUGAUGGUGUUCUGCAUGAACAUCAUAACAGGGUGGGCGAUACAUUCUCUCACAUAUGGAAACAAUUCUUACCCACAGAUAUUGCAUUUGGAAGAAAUUUUGCCUUUUCGUAGAACUUGGACAUUAUCUGGAGUAUCCUUUCUACAUCUUAAGUUCUGUAUAUUAACUCAUCUAGGGGUGUCUGGGCUUGAAAACAUGACAUCGCAUUCCCUGAUGACAUUUUACUUCCGUGUAAUCUCCAGCAUCCCUUUUUGAACGCUGCUAAGGAAUACUGUCAUGAAUCCGCAACAAGUUACAGAAUUUAUACUGAAGGCAAAAAUUCGGCAUCCCUGUGGUUGUCAAUUAGUUACUUGGACUAUGUAUUGAGUGAUGUUUUAUAAGCUGUUCUUUUCUUCUA